Messenger RNA from Bipolaris sorokiniana ND90Pr, 3642 nucleotides. RefSeq lists its product as uncharacterized. Gene Ontology annotation, biological process: intracellular calcium ion homeostasis; calcium ion transmembrane transport. The transcript has 2 exons. Lineage: Eukaryota; Fungi; Ascomycota; Dothideomycetes; Pleosporales; Pleosporaceae. Bases 388 to 3369 code for a protein of 993 amino acids. The record is from RefSeq and is a predicted model, not a curated record. Gene Ontology annotation, molecular function: calcium ion binding; calcium channel activity. Gene Ontology annotation, cellular component: membrane.
ACCCGAAGGAUACAUACACACGCUGCUGCCACCCGUUGUCCUACCCUGCUUCUCUUGAAUUUAUUCUCCUUCGCUCCCACUCUCAACUGAUCUGUGCAGCACGCUGUUCAAUUCACCUCAGUCACUCGCUAGAAUCACUAACGAGACACGCUCCUGACGUCACACCACUCGGUUUCACUAGUUCACCCUUUCACCUAGGACCAGCCGAAUAGCAACUCCAAGCCAUUGAUUGCCCUUGUACCCCGAAAGAAAAAAGUAAACGCUCGUUUCAGUGCCUGACGUGAGCUGCCAUAUUACCCUGAUCUCUUUAACAAGGGCUACCGCGGUCUCCUAUCGCGCGCCGAUCAUCAUCCACGACGUCUACGGGUCCAACUGUGUUUAUUCGCCAUGACGACCCCAAAUGUCGAGCGGCCUGAGCCGACAUACAACAUGGACAACAACACACAAUACGGUCACCAGCGGUCUUCCGACGAAGACGGCACGGUUUUUGGGGACGACCACCACCACCCGCACCUGAAUAAUAACGCACGACCGUUACAUAACCGAUCGCAGUCUGGCGCACACCUUACUGUUGACACUGAACCAGACAUGAUAUCCAUGAGGGACGUGCAAUCGCCUACACAAACCCGUGAGCAAGCGAGCAGGCUCAACGAUGACCUCGCUGUGCUUGCAAUCGAGCAAGGCCUCGACGAGAAAGAAGCCCUCAUGCGGAAUCAGUCCACGACCCGGUCCAUGACACGGGUGCGAUCUCGCCGCGACAACCUUGUCGACGACUUUGAUGCGGCCACAAAUCCAUUGCACGAGCAGGCUGCUCGCUACAAGCCACCAGAGAACCCCACCACCAGCUUCUCCAAGUUCUUCAAAAAGGUUCACAACUCGUCAUGGCUUGUCCGCUACUUUACCUACAUCACGCCCAUGGUGCUACUGAUUCUGAUCCCUCUACUCGUUGGAGCGUUUGCCUUCAAAGAGGCUACUGUGGGUGGGGUUAAGCUGGUUUGGUUCUCUAUAUGGCUUAUGAUUGUUUGGUUGACACUGUGGGCUGGCAGAGUCCUUGCUAAGUUACUUCCCUGGCCAAUUGGCCUUGUAUCAAGUCUCUUCACCAAUAACAGCAAGAAAUGGAGGGACAUGGGCAAGCAGCUUGAACUGCCUGCCACUCUCUUCUUCUGGUGGCUGGCCAUUGAAAUAUCUUUUCUCCCGACUAUGACCAACCACCAUCUCGACGGAAACAAGACAACCAAAGACUGGGAACGCGACAUGAACAAAGUGCUCGUGUCUUUCUUUAUCGGCUUCGUUCUCAACUUCAUCGAGAAGAUCAUUAUCCAGCUCAUUGCCAUCAGCUUCCAUCUCCGAACCUACCAGGACAGGAUUGAACUGAACAAGUUCCAAAUUGGCAGUCUUACCAAGCUGUACAGAUUCUCAAAGGAGAAGAUUACUAUGGAAGAUUCGGAGUUCGAGCAGAGCGAGGAAACCCAGAAAUCUGGCGCCCGUACCCCUGGUCAAGUGUUGACCGAAGCUCAGAAGAACAUCAAGGUUGGCUUCAGCAAGUUUGGUGACAUUGCUGGAAAGGUUGCUGGAGACUUCACUGGUCGCCAGGUGACCAGCAGCGGCCAUCCCCACCAGGUUGUACUGCAGCUCAUUAGUACCACAAGUGGCGCCCAGGUACUGGCACGCCGCUUGUACCGCACCUUUGCACGACCCGAAACUGAAACUGUACACUCCGAGGAUCUCAACAAUGCCUUUGACAGCGACGAGGAGGCUACGGCCGCAUUUUCCAUGUUUGAUAAGGACAUGAACGGUGACAUUUCAAUGGAAGAACUCGAGGCUGUCUGUGUAGAGAUUGGCCGUGAGCGCAAGUCCAUCACUGCUUCUCUCAAGGAUCUCGAUAGUGUUGUCUCCAAGCUGGACGAUGUCUUCGUCUUCAUUGUGGUCAUCAUCACCAUUAUUGUCUUCAUCUCGCUCCUUUCGACUUCGGCUGCCGGUGUACUUACGUCUGCUGGUUCGGCUCUUCUCGCGUUGUCCUGGCUCUUUUCCGCUACCGCUCAGGAGUUCCUACAGUCGUGCAUCUUCGUCUUCGUCAAGCACCCUUACGAUGUUGGUGACCGUGUCACUGUCUACGGUAACACGGGUGAUCUCGGUCGCGGUGACGACUAUUUUGUCAAGGAAAUCGCCCUCUUCUACACGGAGUUCAAGAAGAUGCAAGGUCAUAUUGUUCAGGCACCCAACAGCUACCUCAACACUCUCUUUAUCCUUAAUCACCGUCGUUCUGGAGCUCUCGCCGAAGCUAUUCCUAUCAUCAUCAAGUUUGGUACGACCUUGGAGCAGAUUGAGCGUCUCCGCAACGUCCUCCUCGAAUUCGUCACAUCUGAGAAGCGUGAAUACCAGACCAACAUCCUUACUGAACUCCGCGCUGUCCAGGAGGUCCACUGGCUCGAACUCAACGUCGUCUUCUUUUACAAGUCUAACUGGCAAAACGAAUUGCUCAGGUUGCAGCGUCGCAACAAGUUCAUCUGUGCACUUACCAUGGCUAUCCAGGAAUGCGAAAUCGAAGGCCCCCGCAUGCGCUACCCCGGUCAAAAGGAAUCGUUCCCCGUCUAUCUUCAAAACCUGCAAAACCCUGCUACGCCUGGUGUUGGCAUCAAUGGCACACCCGAUCAGCCCAACGGCCACAUUCACAACGAGCCUCAGGACCAGCCUUUUGUAGCACCAGCCCCAGGAAGCGCUACUGACAACGUCCCUCCUACAUCUGCCGGCACCGGUCCCACCCGCCACGGCUCCAUCCUCCGUCAACCCGGUACACGAACAGCCCCCGAAACGCUCUCAGCAAUGGGCCGCCGCGUCGACUUCUCCCUGGGCAUGAAAUCCAUUGGCCUCGACGACCCCAGCGGCGACGUCCUCGAAGACCGCGAAAUGGAAUCCCGCACCCGCGCCACCGUCGUGCGCGUCACCUCCCCCGGCCACAGCCUCGAGCGCAAUGGCCGCGGCUCCCAAGAAAGCGGCCGCAGCACCAGUCUCCAGCGCGUAGGCACAAACGCCUCGUCCACCAUGCGCGAGCGUACCCAUCGCAACCGCUUCUUCUCCCGCAACCGCCACGGCAACGACGAGGAAGCCGCCAUGGCUGAUAUCCCUGAAGCAACCGACUACGAUACCCCGCCUCGCACUAACACGCUCGAUCCACGAUCCGGUCUCGUUUCUUCAGCCGCCGUGCGUGACGCUGCGUCCCUAUCGGAAACAAACUUGCGGCCCGUACAUAGCAUAGAUGCACCUGGUGUAUCGGGUGCGCUCCCACCUAGCACCGCGGAUUCAGAACGCACGUUUAGUCCACCCGCGAGGUCGCACACUGACGGGUUUGAAAUGAGACGGUUCCAUUGAGCCCCUUGUUUAUCCGCUUCUCCUUUUCCCGAAAUCCCGGGGAGAGAGGAAAUAGAGAGGAUAUCACUUUUUUUUCUGUUCUUUUUUUCUUUUCUUGUACAUUCACACAUUCAACAACCUUUCAUUCCUUUCUCGGACGAGAUUGCGAAAUUUAUAUCAUAUUAGAUUGUCUUAUUCUACCUCUUACUGGUUUGAGCAGGGAAUUCAUUGAAGGGGAAACAAGAAAGAAGAAGCUGGUCGUUUGACAAAAAAUGACCAUUGGGGGGGGGGGGG